Molecule: messenger RNA, 330 nt
Organism: Suillus bovinus
Lineage: Eukaryota; Fungi; Basidiomycota; Agaricomycetes; Boletales; Suillaceae
Exons: 2
Source: RefSeq, a predicted model, not a curated record
AUGGGUAAAUUUGACCAUAUUCCUGAACUCUUAGGAUCGGAAAAUUAUAUUGGAUGGUCAACCAAAAUGCAAUAUGCACUUGCGUGCAAAGACCUUUGGUGCCAUAUUAAUAUGUCCCUGCUGAUCCCAACAACUGUCACUGCCGUGGAGACAGCGACAAUGUGUGAAUGGUUGUUGAAGGACAUGAAAGCAAAGGACCUAGUCGCUUGCCAUCUCAGUCCAUCAGUUGGCGCACUUGUAUCACGCUCACACACUGUCUCUGCUCGCAAAGUGUGGCAGAUACUCGCAGAGCACUUCAACAGGACUGAUACAAGUGCUCAGUACCAACUA